AUGGCAGAAAAAUAUCUAAGCCAACUGUACUACAAUCCAGAACAUCCUGCAAGUUUUGGAGGCGUAGAUUCAAUUUACCGUGUUGUAAAAGAGGAAGGAAAACAUCAAAUAUCGCGGAAUAGAAUACGGUCAUGGUUAAAAAAGCAAGACACAUACACAUUACACAGACCCGUACGGUUCCAUUUUAAACGCAAUAGGGUUCUAGUGGGUGGCUUUGAUGAACAGUGGGAAGCUGAUCUCGUUAUUAUGGACUCGCUAAGUAAACAAAAUAAUGGUUACAACUACCUUUUGACCGUUAUCGAUGUCCUAAGCAAGUACGCAUGGGUUGAACCAAUUAAGACGAAAACGGGCGAGAGCCUCGUUCAGGCGUUUGGAAAAAUAAUUAAGAAGGGGAGAAAACCUGAGAAACUACACACAGACAAAGGCACAGAGUUUACGAAUAGAAAGUUCCAAAAGUUUUUAAAGGAAAAUAAUAUUCGAUUCUUCACGACCCAUAACGAAACCAAGGCCUCAAUUGUGGAAAGGUUUAAUCGUACACUGAAAGGAAAGAUGUGGAAAUAUUUUACGGCUAAAAACACAGUAAAGUACAUUGACAUAAUUCAGAAGUUGGUCAAAUCAUACAACCAUUCCAGACACCGUAGCAUAGGAAUGAAACCAGCUGACGUGAAUAAAGAUAACGAAGGUUUUGUGUGGCAGAAACUGUACGGGGAAGAACCUCACAAGUCCAUCUACUAUAAAUUUAACAUUGGCGAUCAAGUUCGGAUAAGUAAAGCACGGCGUACGUUCAAGAAAGGCUACCUACCCAAUUGGACCGAAGAAGUGUUCACUAUAACGAAGCGAGUACCACGACGUCCUCCCGUGUACAGAAUUGUUGACCAUGAUUCGGAUGAAGUGGAAGGAGUCUUUUAUGAAGAGGAACUUCAGAAAGUGACUAAAACUCAAGAUGACUUUUAUCGAGUAGAAAAAGUAAUUAGAUCACGCAUGCGUAAUAAACGUAAAGAAUAUUUUGUAAAAUGGCUUGGUUACCCUGAAAAAUUUAAUUCCUGGGUGCCGGCAGAGAAUGUAAAAGACAUUAAUAAAUAA
Molecule: messenger RNA, 1083 nt
Organism: Paramuricea clavata
Lineage: Eukaryota; Metazoa; Cnidaria; Anthozoa; Malacalcyonacea; Plexauridae
Source: the annotation of a GenBank genome assembly